Molecule: messenger RNA, 1620 nt
Organism: Colletotrichum truncatum
Lineage: Eukaryota; Fungi; Ascomycota; Sordariomycetes; Glomerellales; Glomerellaceae
Product: carboxypeptidase y
Biological process (GO): proteolysis
Cellular component (GO): fungal-type vacuole
Molecular function (GO): serine-type carboxypeptidase activity
Source: RefSeq, a predicted model, not a curated record
AUGGCGUACUUCGGAGGUCUUACGCGCAUUAUUGCUUGCGCGGCCCUUGCCAAUCACGCCGUAGCAGGUCUGACGACAGGCUACAAAACUAUUGCGUCGCAGUUCAGCAACCAUACAAUACGAGUCAAAAGCUGGUCGGCUGAUGACACGCUUCUCUGUAGUGGAGGAGCAAGGCACCACACUGGCUGGGCAGACAUUGGUGACAGCCAUCUGUUCUUCUGGCUUCAUGAAUCCAGGGGCCUAAUUAAAGAUGCGCCCUUGCUGAUAUGGUUUCAGGGAGGGCCUGGCGGCAGCUCUCUGCACGGCAUGCUAUACGAGAAUGGGCCUUGCCUUAGUGAUGGCUCCGAUGGGACGAAGUUCAAUCCUUAUUCCUGGACAGAGCAUUUCAACGUCAUCUACCUUGACCAACCCGCUGGUGUCGGCUUGUCAUACGUUGGAAACGUUUCUGAUGAAGCGUCGUACCCUUCACGCUCUGACGAGUCGUCUUUUGACGCUGUCAGCUUCAUCAAAUUGAUCUAUGAAGCGUUCCCGGAGUUUUCUGGCAUCGACCUGCAUUUGACCGGUGAGUCAUACGCCGGACGUUACAUCCCUUCAAUAGCAUCCACCAUCCUUGAUUACAACGACUUCCUUACAUCAGCACCCGACUCCACAGCGGCACUGUCCACUAUUCCGUUAAGGUCGCUGAUGCUGGGAAACCCAUGGAUCAGCCCCGCAGAACAACUAUCGUCGAUGUAUGAUGUGUCCUGUUUUCCAUACAGAGAGCAAUUUGGACCUCAUUUGGACACUCACGAUUGCUCAAAGGUCCUGAAAGUUGUAGAUAGAUGCGAAGCCGUCUCGCGGGCGUGUGCUUUGGGCAACUCUGACCAGGUCCUCUGCGCUCAUCCCAAAGAUUUGUGUCAAGACGAAUUAGUUGGCAUCUUUGCGAACGUGAGCAGAAGUUACUAUGACAGAAGGCUUCGAGAUUGUCCAGGUCCGCAGGACUGCUAUCCGGACAUUGAAAACAUCGCCCGAUUCCUCAAUUCAGACAAGGUCUUGCAGCAUCACCUUGAGGUCUCGAACCAAACAGGGGGCCGCAAGAAGCAAUGGGACAUGACAAGCCCACUCAUUGAGAAGAGAUAUUUUGCUUCCGGCGACUUCUAUACUCCUGGAAUCGUGGAUCUGAAGAAGGUUCUUGAUCACUCCCGAAAGCCUGGCAGCUCAAAUCACGCAAGAGCUGUGGAUAUCUUGGUGUAUGUUGGCGUGGCGGAUAUCAUGUGUAACGCAGAUGGUGUAUUGGGGAGCCUGCAGCAGAUAAAAUGGGACGGCCGUACCCAAUUCAGGGCGAUUCCUUGGAAAGAACUUUCAUGGACCGCAUCCAGCGGUGGCCGAGGAGGAAGAAUGAAGGGAGUCCCCGGUCUCUGGCUGGCAGAAAUCGAAGAAGCAGGGCAUAUGGUGCCUCAUGACCAGCCUACCUCUUCACUGAGGCUGAUCGAAACGUGGUUGGAACAUCUUGAAGCAGCAUCCGCCAUUGCAUCCAACCAAAAUAUUAUCGGAGACUGGCCCAAAACUGGGCAUGAUGGAAGCUUUCUCAACAGGCAAAUGUCACAAGCAGUGCUUGGUAAGACAAAUGGAAAGAUUUGA